Enhydra lutris kenyoni (northern sea otter) is the source of this 4367-nucleotide messenger RNA. RefSeq names its product NAD synthetase 1. Lineage: Eukaryota; Metazoa; Chordata; Mammalia; Carnivora; Mustelidae. Gene Ontology annotation, cellular component: cytoplasm. Gene Ontology annotation, molecular function: NAD+ synthase (glutamine-hydrolyzing) activity; ATP binding; glutaminase activity. The record is from RefSeq and is a predicted model, not a curated record. Gene Ontology annotation, biological process: NAD+ biosynthetic process. The coding region runs from base 41 to 1981 and encodes 646 amino acids. The transcript has 19 exons.
CAGACCCGCCCGGCGACCCGGAAGAGCCGCUGCGGUCAGGAUGGGCCGGAAGGUGACCGUGGCCACCUGCGCGCUCAACCAAUGGGCCCUGGACUUCGAGGGCAAUUUGCAGAGGAUUUUAAAGAGUAUCGACAUUGCCAAACGCAAAGGAGCGAGAUACAGGCUGGGACCGGAACUGGAAAUAUGUGGCUACGGGUGUUGGGAUCAUCACUACGAGUCAGACACCCUCUUGCAUUCGCUCCAAGUCCUGGCCGCCCUUCUCGAAUCUCCGGUCACUCGGGAUAUCAUCUGUGACGUGGGAAUGCCUGUCAUGCACAAAAAUGUCCGCUACAACUGCAGGGUGAUAUUUCUCAAUGGGAAGAUCCUGCUCAUCAGACCCAAAAUGGCCUUGGCCAAUGAGGGCAACUACCGGGAGCUGCGCUGGUUCACCCCGUGGUCCCGGAGCCGGCAGACAGAGGAGUAUUUUCUCCCCCGGAUGAUACAGGAUGUGACGAAGCAGGAGACCGUGCCCUUUGGGGACGCAGUGCUGGCCACCCGGGACACCUGCAUCGGGAGUGAGAUCUGUGAGGAGCUCUGGACGCCCCACAGCCCACACGUGGACAUGGGCCUGGACGGCGUGGAGAUCUUCACCAAUGCCUCGGGCAGCCACCACGUGCUGCGCAAAGCCCACACCAGGGUUGAUCUGGUGACCAUGGCCACCGCCAAGAAUGGUGGGAUCUACUUGCUGGCCAACCAGAAGGGCUGUGACGGGGACCGGCUCUACUACGACGGCUGCGCCCUGAUCGCCAUGAAUGGCUGCAUUUUCGCACAGGGGUCCCAGUUCUCCCUGGACGACGUGGAGGUCCUCGCCGCCACGUUGGACUUGGAGGACGUUCGAAGCUACAGGGCGGAGAUUUCAUCUCGAAACCUGGCGGCCAGCAAGGUGAGCCCCUACCCCCGUGUGAAGGUGGACUUCGCCCUCUCGUGCCGCGAGGACCUGCUGGAGCCACCGUCGGAGCCCAUCGAGUGGACGUACCAUAGUCCCGAGGAGGAGAUCAGCCUCGGACCCGCGUGCUGGCUCUGGGACUUUCUGAGACGCAGCCGGCAGGCCGGGUUCUUCUUGCCCCUGAGUGGUGGGGUGGACAGCGCGGCCACCGCCUGCCUCGUCUAUUCCAUGUGCCGCGAGGUCUGCGAGGCCGUGAAGCAGGGAAACCAGGAAGUGCUGGCUGAUGUCCGGACCAUCGUGGACGAGCUCAGCUACACCCCCCAGGACCCCCGGGACCUCUGCGGGCGCGUGCUGACCACCUGCUACAUGGCCAGCGAGAACUCAUCUCAGGAGACGUGUGGCAGAGCCAGGGAGCUGGCCCAGCAGAUCGGCAGCCACCACAUCGGUCUCAACAUCGAGCCCGCAGUGACGGCCGUCGUGGGCAUCUUUAGCCUGGUGACAGGUCGAAGGCCUCUGUUCGCGGCUCACGGGGGGAGCAGCAGGGAGAACCUGGCCCUGCAGAACGUGCAGGCUCGGCUAAGGAUGGUCGUGGCGUAUCUGUUUGCUCAGCUGAGCCUCUGGGCCCGGGGCGCUCGUGGAGGACUGCUCGUGCUCGGAUCGGCCAACGUUGACGAGAGCCUCCUUGGCUACCUGACCAAGUACGACUGCUCCAGUGCAGACGUCAACCCCAUUGGUGGUAUCAGCAAGACAGACCUGAAGGCCUUUGUCCAGUUCUGCGUGGAACGCUUCCAGCUUCCCGCCCUGCAGGGCAUCCUGGCAGCACCGGCCACCGCAGAGCUGGAGCCCUUGACUAACGGCCAGGUGUCCCAGACGGACGAGCUGGCCUGCGAUCCAGGAGGGGCAGUCGGGCCAUCGGCAGUGGGGCGCCGCUUCCGUGGCUGUGGGCCGUCGCAGAGUGUUGCAACUGACCGUCCUACUGCCAGCGCCUGCGGCCACCGAGACUCACCUGUGCUCCUCCCGAGAGUUUGUCGUGUGACUCGCAUUUUGAAUCCGUGACCUUGUUGGUUUGUCUCAGUGUGUGGUGUGAGGAAGGGAUCACACUUGCCCGUCUGGCACCCGGCGCUGUUUGCUGCUGGGACGGUCUUGCUCCCACAAGCGUCUCCGCAUCCGGGUGGAAAUCAGGGGUCUGUGUGCGGAUCUAGUUCCAGACUCCGCCAACCCGCGGGUCCGUCCCCCCCAGGGCCGCAUCCCCUGGGCCACCGCAGCUUGGUAGGAAGUUCUGACGUCGGCAAGUGGGAGUCCUCCCGUUUCGUCCCUCUCUUUCAACAUAUUCCAGCUGCUCUGGCCCCCUGGACGCCCGUUUGAGUGUCGUCUUCUGCCGCACACACGGCGCCAGCUUGGGUCUCCACGGCAGGUGUGCCGAGAGCACAGCUGGGCUUGGCGGGUGUCGCCCCCAGAGAACACGGCCUCUGAGGCCUGGUGUGGCGUCUCCCUCCUCACUCUGGGCUUCUUAUGGCCUCAAGGUCUUGCAGUUUUCAGAGCGUGAACCUGCACUUGUUUCGUUAUUCGUUUCUAAGCACGUUUUCUCCUUUGCCCUCCCUUGAACGGAAUUGUUUUCCGGGUUUCCUGAGCCGCUGGCUUGUCUCCAGUGUCGGGAAGCACCUGACGUCCUGCAGCCCCUUUCCAUCUUCUCUUUCUCGUCUCCCACCGUGUGCUUGACAGUCAGCUCACGCUUCUCCCCGUGGGGCACGACGAGCGAAGUGAGGGCUUCUCUCUGAAUAAAUCCUCCCUUACAGACGUGCCCCUGCGCCCCAGAUGCCGUGCUAUUCCUCGUUGUCAUUUUCGUGCACCUCCGGGCAAGAUCUGACUUCCCCCGUGAUUUCUUCUCACCUGUUGGCUACUUGAGAGUAUGCAGUUGGAAUCCCGCGUAUUUGGGGGUUUCUGAACUUUCCGUGUGUCCCCAAGUCUGUCGCCCUUUUCCUUUACGGUUGGGAGCAGGCUUUUCCAGUGUUCUGAAAUUCAUAGAGGCCGGUUUUAUGGCCUGGCAUCUGGUCUGUCCUGGAGAACGUCCCGUGUGCCUCGAGGAGAACGUGUGCUCUGUGGUCGUGGGCAGAAUGUUCUAGAGAGGUUGCUUAGGGCUCAUUCGUUUGUAGGGUUGGAGUUUUCCAUCCCCUUGUCGGUUUUCUGGUUCAGUUCUGUGCCUCACUGAAAAGGGUGUUAAAGCUUCCAAGUGCUACUGUUGAAUCUAGAGAAUUCAAGUGUCGCGCUGGCAAACAUUCACGUAGAAGCGGGCGCUGAAGGAGGUCCCUGACGGGACCCGCUGGGCCCUGGAGCUCAGCAUUGAGCUAGCUGGUCCUGCCAUCUGUGUGAGUCUCCGGGACAGAUGAGUGGGAGGUAACCAUAAGAGCCCCAGGUGUCUCCUGGUAUUGCCCACACAUGGACCUGGGUGCCCCGAAGGUGACUGUGUCCCUCUGAUGGGGGCAGGACAGGCCUCCCCAAGGAAGUGACAUUGGAGCUGAGGCCUGAGGAAGACUAGGUGGGCGGUGGGGAGCAGGAAGGAGGGCCUGGUCACUGGGGGUCCUGCAGACCCUGGAUGGAGGUGAGGGCUGUCCUGCUGUUCCCCGGAAAGGCCAGUGCCACCGUCGGUCGGUCUGUCGUUAGCUCUGGUUGCAUAUUCUGGGGCACAGUGGGAGUUGAGAGGGGAUUAGAGCAAAUACUCGGAAAUGCAAGAGGGGUUUAUGUGAGCCUCCGUGUGAGGCUGGCUCUUUCAUACCAUGCUAGGGACGUCUCAUGGCCGGCAUGACCCAGGAGUCUGUGCUGAGCCAUCCAUCCUUAGGGACAGCAGGAUCCCUGAGGCAGGGCGCAGGGCUGGUCUGUCGGGCUGCCCCGCCUGACCUUGGUCCUGGCAUCAGCCUCCUGGGGAUGCUGGAGCCAAACCCCCAGGCCAGCAGCUUAAACGACGGACCGCUACCCUCUCGUUGUGCUGGAGGCCGAAAUCAGGUCAUCUGCAGGCCCUGCUCCCUGCCAGGACACUCCAAGGGGGGUCCUUCGUCCAGCUCCCAGGGCUUCCUGGGCUGCGACCACAUCCCCCAUCCUGUCUUCAUGCAGCUUCUCCCCAUGCGUCCCGUUCCAUCUCGUACAAAAGCUCCCUACGUCCAGGGCCAGCUCAUCUCCAGCUCCUUCACUCCGUUACAUCUAUAAAAACCUUUAUUUUCCCAAAUAAACCCACAGUUUGUAGGUUCUGGGGCUUGAAGCGUGGACAGACCUCAGUCCCCCAGCCCUCAGAACCAGGCCAGUCCUUUUUCCAAAUGCCAGCUCCAUGGCACCGGGUGGUGAGGGGGAGUGAGACCUCACGUCUGCUCCUGGCCUUGUGGGGACCCGCCCCCCCCCGGCCCCAGGCCCACCGGCCGCGGGAACCCCAAGCUCGCCUCCAGCACCAGCC